This is a messenger RNA of Cylicocyclus nassatus, 894 nucleotides long. The record is from the annotation of a GenBank genome assembly. Lineage: Eukaryota; Metazoa; Nematoda; Chromadorea; Rhabditida; Strongylidae.
AUGAAUCAGCUAAGAUAUGUGGAGCAGCGUGCUAAGCACGAAGCACAUAGUAAAAUGGUAGCAGCGGGGCAAGUGAGUUACUUAGUAUCCUUUCCUUCCUACAUUGCCGCAUCGUUAACACCUGGAUUUCAAGUGAAUGGUCCUCCUCAGGCGACCCCACAAGUGCAAAUAGCUGUUCCGCCUGCUCAUGAGCCGACUGCAAAGACGAAUGAGACUUCGGCAGAAGCUGCUGCUCUAGCUUCCACACCUGGACGACCUCAGCUGUACAGCAGCAGUGUUCAACAACCAAGGAGGAAAGGAGGAUAUCCUCCUCAACCUGACCCUUCUCAAUCCUACGCCCAACAGACACAGGCUCAAGGCGCUUAUAUUUCCCCCAACAAGAGGCUAUCCACCGCAGAAAGGCGGUGCGCCCGAUUACUAGACAACCACGGCCGGCCGCAAAUGCCCCACCACAGUCAGGAGGUUGUCCUCCUCAGCAGCGGCCAACAGGGGCAGCCUCCUAAUGCAUAUGCAGUACAGCAGCAAAGGUCGGGUGCUCACCCAGGUUAUCCUUCUCAUGGGCAUCCUGAUUAUCCUCCGCAGCAGUACGCACAACCACAACCAUUUAUCCGCCACAACCGCAACCGGCAUAGCCACCGCAGCUUGAUAUGGCUGAUGCACACUCCGCCUGUACGUCAAGUUACAAUUUUUCAUCCCGAAAGGAUUGAUGAGUUGGAAGACAUGCUUACUGAAAAUAGGAUCUGGAAAGCAAGAACAGUUGAUAUAGGACUUUUUUCUGCCGCGGAUGUAUUGAACUGGGGUUUUGGUGCCGUUAUGCUCGAAGAUCGGGAAUCAAGCAAGAUAUUCGCAAAACCCAACUUUACGAAGUCUACGAUCAAAUGGAAUUUGAUGUAA